Osmia lignaria (orchard mason bee) is the source of this 3442-nucleotide messenger RNA. RefSeq lists its product as uncharacterized. NCBI's taxonomy places the organism in Eukaryota, Metazoa, Arthropoda, Insecta, Hymenoptera, Megachilidae. The record is from RefSeq and is a predicted model, not a curated record. Gene Ontology annotation, molecular function: RNA polymerase II cis-regulatory region sequence-specific DNA binding; DNA-binding transcription activator activity, RNA polymerase II-specific. Gene Ontology annotation, cellular component: nucleus. Gene Ontology annotation, biological process: neuron differentiation; brain development; negative regulation of transcription by RNA polymerase II.
CGAAUGAGCGCUCGUCGGGCGUGCGUCGUUACGGCGUCGAUCGAUAAUGUCUCGUGAUCGACGAAUACCCGUCGGAUCGUAAUUAACGCGAAUUCACCGAAUUCUAGAUCGCGCGAAUUUGUACCGUACACCUGGUGUGCAGUGGAAAGUGCAAAGCGGACCGCGUUUCCUCGAAAGCGAUCGCUUUCGGAAGAAAACUCGCGCGUUCAUCUCGCGAAAGACAGCGUCGCGCGAUCGUCAGAUUUUAGUUUGAAUCGCGAUCGAUGAUCAAUCGCGUUGCUCCUAGUCGUCUCCUUUGAGUUUUACCAACGGAGUAAGGAGAAACGGAAGAGGAGCAGCGAAAGGAUUUAUAUUAUUAAAAAAAAGAAGAAGAAGAAGAGGGUAUUUAACUGGUGCGACGUGAGUUGUCCGAGUGCAGUGUGACCGUCGGAUUAAAAGUGAAGUGAGAAAAAUAAAAGAAAAAUUAAGUCCGGCCGAAAAAUGGUGCCACAGCAACAGGACAGCCCGUCUAGCUCGGGUAUACCCAUGUUUGGAUCGUUGCUCGUGGAUAAAAAUUCAGCAACGCCGUACUCCGAUGCCACCCAGACGAAGAAGAACAAUCCGAAUCAUAUAAAGAGACCGAUGAACGCGUUCAUGGUUUGGUCGCAGAUCGAGCGAAGAAAAAUAUGCGAGAUUCAGCCGGACAUGCACAACGCUGAGAUCAGCAAGCGGCUAGGGAGACGUUGGAAAACGUUGGACGAGGCGGAGAGGCGGCCUUUUAUCGAGGAAGCCGAGAGGCUAAGGCAGUUGCACAUGAUGGAGUAUCCCGACUACAAAUAUCGACCGAGGAAAAAGACGUCGAAGCCGAGCGCUUCGGUCAGUCCUAAGACGAAGGACGGUGUCAAGAAACCGAGGAAAUCAUUGGCGACCACUUCUUCCCUCUUGUCCUCCGCGAUCAGCGUCGGUACGUCGAAAGGUCAGUCGCGAAACGACACGAACAACAACAUGCAGACGAACAACGGAAUGGCUAGUACAGUUAAGAGACUGCAGACGCAUACGAACGGUAGCAAACCGGUGUCACGUUUGAAGGUCAGAUUAGCGCUGGACAAACGAUCUUCGCUCGAUUACACCCCCGCACCGCCGAUCGUCACCGCUAAAAUACCGAGCAGUCCAUCCUGCGUCACGCCAGAUUCCCCGGAGUCUGCCAGCUUCUACGAGGACAACUUCCUCGAAUGCGGCUCCUCCGCUCGACUUGCCGUAGCCUCCGCCUCCGCCUCCGCCUCCGCUUCUACCAACCUCGGCACGCCGAAGGGAACCGGAAAGAUCAAGCGAGAGGCCAACCUGGAGAUGGACUACGAGUCGACGUUCGAACCGAAAGAUCGACUGCUAUCGUCGGUCGGUCCCGUUUCAUCGAACAUCCCCGUUACCUUCCCGUCCACCGUCGAAGGGAUCGACGGUUUGAUCAGCGACAGGAGUUACCGCGCGCAAACACCCUGCCAUCGUUCCGGCUUCUUCGUGAAAGAGGAACCGAUCGAGUCGGUCGACACGGACAUGGAAAUGGAAACGAACACCGCGACCACGACCACGACGAUACCGUCGCGAGCCACCAUGCACGGAUUGGAACGAACGUCCUCGAGCUCGUCGUCCAAUUCGACCUCUCUAACGACCGCGACCACCACCAUUCUCACCGUCGCGUCCUCCGUGCCCGCGUCCGAUCUCGCGAUGUCGACAAACACCGGAACCACCGCGACGAUAAACGAGGACGCGGUCCUCGACGAUACCAACGUCACCGCGACGGUGGUGAAACUCGAGGAACCGGGGAACAAUCCCAGCCUGGCCGACCUCUACUCCCUGACGGACCUGUUGCAGAUACAACCGUCCGACUUUAAGCUCGAUCUGGACAUGGAGACGAUAACCAGCGACCUGGACACCUUCGAGACCGCCAGUUCAAGCAGCGGUUCGCACUUCGAGUUCUCCUGCACCCCCGACGUCACGGACAUGCUGUCCACUAUCGGCGUCGGCAACGAUUGGGUCAGCUUUUGAGACGGAAGGGGAGACCGCGAGUUCCUCUCGCGUUGCAAACUUCUCUCCGACUCUUUCUUUCUUUUUUUUUUUUUUUGUACAUGUACUGUAGUAUAUUAGAUUUAAGGCAUUCUCUUUUUUUACCUUUGUACGGCACUAUUAACCGACGAACGCGGCAGUCGUGGCCGGUGUUCGCACCGCCCUGCCCCUCGAUGCGACGAUCGAGGAUGAUCUUCGAUUUUUCGCGAUCCGUUUGUUCGCCACGACGAACCUCGGAACCAACGUCUUUGAUGCAUCAAACGUUUGAUCUCAUGUUUUCUUCUUUACAGUUAGAACUAUCUUAGUUUGGAACUUGUUACGCCUUAGUGUACGCGGCCGCUUUCAAUCCUUUCUCGCUGUUUCCGUACUUUGGCGAACCGUCUAACGGGCCGAUAUCAGUCGUCGUCGCAACACGCGUAUCGAGCACACUGCCAACUAAACUUGUAUCUUUCAUUUUUUUUUUUUUCUUUUCUUUAAUUUCGUCCGCUCAAUUUGCGCAACUGCCAAAAACGAAACAAAUCCAAUUUUCGAUAUGUCGCCGCUCUUUAUAUUUCUUUGUAAACGGCGAUAUAACGAAAGAUGCGGGUAUAUUCGUUUCGUAUACUUUUUCGUAGCUCUUUAACGCUACUGCCAUUUACACGGUACACACACACACACACACACACACGUAUACACGUACGUCUAUGGUCGAGAGAGAGACUGCUUACAUCGUGGUAAGUUCGUAAGUCGUAACAGAGCGACAGGCAAAAAUGAGAGGAAAUACGCGACGCUCAAAGAUUUAUUGCCCACCUUUUUUUUUUUUUCUCUCCUUGCUUCGAUUCUUCUCCCCGUCGAAAGAAAGUGUAAUACCCCGCGCGCACAAAGAGAACAACAAACGAGAAAGAAUGUUUCGAGUGUAUUCGUGUUGCGGCGCGUACGCGAAACGCGCGAUAUAUAUUCCACGAAACGGAGUUGAAUCCAAACAAUUGAAAGCCAAAGUAGAAAAACAGAUUUUGUCUCUCUUCGCCUUCCCGGCUCUCCCAAUUAUUUUUCCUACAAUUUAAUAGGCUGUGAAUUAUUUGUCGUCGUUGUUGAUCUAAAGACGUCCGACGAUCGAGAUUCGACGAGGGAUGCGCGAGUAGUCGAGAAGUAUAAUUUCGGCUAACCGCGCACCCCUUACGUUCGAUUUUUCAUCGCGAAUAAUGAACGAUCGAAAGGGAGGAGUCGCGUACGUCGACGAGAGGAUGGACAGGGAGGGCGUGAGGGAAGGGGAUGAAGGGACAAAAGUUGACGACCAGAGAGAAAUUGGUACGUUUCUACUCCGUUACCCGUAAAGUAGAGAUAUAAAGGAACACACCAAAGUGCAAUAUUACCCCGUAUGUAUAUCUGUCUGUAAAUGCGCAUAACACCGAACAGAAAGAAA